AUGAAAUUCAGGAUAAGAAGACUCCUGCCCAAAAUGGUGCCAAAGCUGGUGAUCGAUCAGAAGAUGGAAAGCAUCAAGGAACUCAUGAAAUUCUUGGGGAAGGACUUUUUGCCUUCCUUUUUUACACCCCUGCUGCCCUACGUACUCAGUGAAGUGGCAGAAGACAACGUCGGCCGCAUCAUGGCCUCCUUCAAAUUCCUCGAGAAAGUGUAUGAGCACAAGUUGACCAUCAAUGACAUUUGCGAUGCUCAUUGGGGCACUGUGCUGGUACGAAUUCUCUGGAAUAGCGACAGGUGUGCUGAGCCUCAGCGGUGUGACGAGGCAAUAGCUCGCAUACAACGCCUUGCUGAGGCAUUGCCAGGGAAAAGCCAGGACUCCAAGAAAAGGGGAGUAGUAGAGAAAGUGGCUGUUGCCAAGAAGCGUCGCGGUGAGAAAAGCAUCAUCGAUGUGACUGGGAAUGAAUGUACCCCAAACAUUGCUGGACUCACAGAGAGUGGAUUUCUGCAUGCCCUCGACAUUCUACAAAUUGUCAUCUCUGACAGCAGAGAGAACCCAAAGUGGCAGGAGUAUCGUCAGCUUCUCGAGGAUCCAUUCUCAUCAGUUUCGGAUGUACCUUUGGAUGUUUCCCGUUUCUUCCGCAGCGCUGCGGUGCUCUUGGAAAUCGUUGGUGAUCAGCUGCACCGUUUCGCAGUGAAAAUGUUUGACUUGUUGCAAUGUGCCUGUGCCCAGCUGCGGAAUGUAGACAGCUUGCGCUGCUGGAAACAUUUUUUACGCAUCGGCGUGACGCGGUUGAAGCCGCUUUUACCAGCUGUGGUGAGUGAACUCUUGCAGCUCGCAGACAGCUUGCAAGACACGGAUAUGGCAGCAUUCCAGGAGGUGCAAAAACUCUUGUCAUCAGUUGUGCACGAGACCUGCAAAUAUCCAGAGGUGCUGCUGGCGCUUCCACCGCUGCCAGAACAUUUGCGAGGAAGCAAGCAUUCAGUGGAGAAGGCUUUAGCAAAGAUGAGCAUACAGCAGCGCAUCGAGUCAACGGUCAAGCAGUUGGAGAUGUCGAGUCAGGCAGUUCGACACGCAAUCCUUCAGGGACUGUUGCACUUCUUGAUGCAGCAGCGUCAGGCAUUCACGAAAGUCGCAGAUUUGCCAAGUGACGUCCUGGCAAAGCUGAUGAGAGUACUGCUGAAGUUUCUGUCCGAAUCCGCAUCUACAGGCCAGUUGCUUUGUGGGCAAGUUCUUGGUGCAUUGGGCGCUAUCGACCCCGUGCGAUUUGCUGGGGAGGUGUUGGUUGAGCGACACAGCCCUCCAAAAGAUCUGCGCUCUCUCAAAGGUGACCUCGAGUUGGCCAAGUCUGUACUCGAGGACUUCCUGGCUCCCAACUUGGCCAACAACUCUGCCGCAUUUGCAGCACAGGAGAUUUUCAAGUACUUCCAGGAUGAACAGAAGCAGGAUGUUUUCAACAAGCUCAGUGAGGAUGCAAAGGAAGUCUUGAACCCAUACAGAAGCAGCAAGUACCAGAGCGUGAGUGAAGGACACGGCAGCGACACACAUUUUCAAGGUGCUUUGGCUGACGCUAUUGCCCUACUACCACAAGAACGCAAGGCUUUCUUCGAGGCCUGUCUACCUGCUACACCUGACAGUCAUGGGUUAGCGCUCUUCCUCAUGCAUCACGUGAUCCAUGAACUCAUCGUGAGUUCCCCACACGACGUGCAUCGUACUGCAAAGCUUUCGAAGUUGGCCCAGAAGCUGGGGCAACUUGUGAACUUCGAAGGAAAGGAUGCACCAGACAGUCAAGAAACAGCAACUGCGCAGGCAGUAUUUUCACUGCUUGAUGAUUUGAUCCAAAAGAAGGACGAGAUAAAUGCAAUGCCGAGCAGAAGCACUGGUGAUGAGACAUGGAAGAAGCGACAGCUGGAGCGCCUUGGAGAGCUGUGCAAGCCCUUCUCCUAUCGUUUGGUUUUGAGCUGCGCUGUGCGAUGUGGGGCGCAUGCCAGAGCUCUUCAGUUCUUAGAGAUGGAAUUUGUGGAGGCUACCGAAGGGAAGGGCAUCGAUCCUGGAGGUUGCCGAGUUGAGGAGCAGGAUUGCGAGCUUUUGCAAACGAUAUACCGCGAAUUGGGCGAGCCAGAUGGUGUCGUGGGUGCCAUAAGGAUUGGUCCAAGCGGGAGGACCCGCACAGAGCUGGAGCUGCAGGGCAAGUGGUCAGACAUGCAGGCUUCCUACGAAGAAGUCGCAUCUACAGAUCGCCGGAGAUCAGCCCUUUGCGGCUUGGUGGAUUGCACGCAGGCCAUGCGCCGAUUCGAAAGUUCCUUGCAACUCAUCAGCGGUAUUCGGCAGGAGAUGCCAGAUCUCGCUGAGCAGCUGCGCCCACGUUCUGUGGAGGCAGCUUGGCAACUGAGCAGUUGGGAUCGAUUGACAGAAGCACUUCAGGCCCAGGAUCAGAUUGACACGAAGGACUUUCAGGUUCAGUUGGGUGACAUCUUGCUGCAACUUCACGAGCGCAAUGAAGUGAAACUCCAACAACGUCUCCAAGAAACAACUGUCGAGGUCGCCCAUGCUGCCUCACUAGCAGCACAAGAUUCGUACACGAGGGCCUACCAGCACCUCCUGCGCCUUCAUUUGCUCUCUGAUUUGCAUUGGUUGACACAGAAGCAACAGGAGCCUGGCAUUGCUCAAAACCUCCUCACACGAUGUGACAUGUCCAGGCCGUCUUUUGGUGCAAGACAAGCAUUGCUUGGGCCACUAAAAGUGGCACUACAGGACAUGAAUCUCCGAGACGAAGCAAAGGCAGUCGAAUUGGCAUUUUCUCGGCUUUGUCGGAAACAUGGCGAGCCCGUUGCAAUGGAACAUCCAGACACCAGCUUUCAAGGCACCUCAAAUGAACUCCGCGCGUCUGCGCAGCUCGAAUGGGGUAAGAUCCUGUACGCGAGUGGUGCCAAGCACGAUGCUCUGCGACACAUGCUGCAGCUCUCCAGCUCUUGUCCUCGCGCGCAGCUCUUGGGUGCACGUUGGGCUGCCGAUGCUUCGCUGCUGCUUCCUCGUGUUGCAGAAGCCGAAUUUCAACAGGCAAAGGAGAGGCUGAACAAUGAGGCUGCUUUCUUCCACCAUGCAUCUUAUUUGGACUACCUCCUCAAGAGUCAGAUUAGCGAAGCUGCUCGAAGCAUGUCACAAUCUGCUCCAGCCGUCAAAAAGCUUCGGACAGCAGCGCAUGCCCCUUUUGACAGAAAGAAUUUGGUGACGUUCACCUUCCGCGGCUAUUUACAAGCCUUGCAGAGGGGUACCAAGCGACUUCACUUCAUUUUGAAUCGUCUCUUGCAGCUGGCAUGGGAAUGCUGUGAGGUGGACGUUCAAAAGCAAGAUAUGGUUGCAGAGUUUCAGCAAGAGGCCGCGAAAAUACCACCUUGGAUGUGGUACUCUGUACUCUCUCAGCUGAUCAGUCGUGCUCUUCAUCCUGACUUGAAGAAGACAUUCACUGACAUCAUCAAGAAUGUGACCAAAGAAUAUCCUCAGCAAGCAGCCUGGCACCUGGUGCAGCUCCUGAAUUCCACAAAUCCGGAUGAUCGGAGUCAUAGAGAGCUGGGCCAAGAUAUUGUGAGCGACGUUGGGAGGCAGAAACAUGACCUUCACAUCUUGCUCACGACAAGACGGAAGAUUGCAGAGGACUUUGGAAAGCUGGCAAGCACGACGGGCGAAUCCAUCUCCAUACACUUUGCAAGGGACUUCCCUCGCCUCGUUGGCAAUGGAACACAGGCAGAAAAAUGGCAAGUUUUGGUGCCGCUGCAGAGCCAGAUGACGGCCACGAUUCCAAGGAACUUCUCGCAGUGGAAUGGGUGA
Molecule: messenger RNA, 3825 nt
Organism: Cladocopium goreaui
Lineage: Eukaryota; Dinophyceae; Suessiales; Symbiodiniaceae
Source: the annotation of a GenBank genome assembly